AUGAUUGAAUUCAAUUCAAUCACAAUUCCUCGGAAUUUCACUGAAUUCCAACUCACGGCAUUACAAAUCUAUUUUCAACUAAAGAUUUUAUUUCUCACCGCAUACUGUACCCAAGGAUCAUUUGACUUCAACGGUGCUAUUUGUUUAGCAAGAGAUGUUUUCUUUGGCUAUUUUGUAUACAUUCAAUUGUUAAAGCUCUAUCGAGUUCUAAGAGGGUAUGGUAUUAUAGAGUCUAUUCGAAAGUUAUAUCGAUAUGUUAGUUCUACUGUAUCAUCUCAAAUCUUUUUAUUACCAUUUAUCAAAUCCAAAAUUGAUAAGGAAUUGCAACUGACUAUUGUCAAGGUAGAAGAAGAGAUUAUGAAAAAUGAUCCACAGCUAUUGCAGUUUCCUGCAUUGCCCGAAGAAGGUAUUGAAGCUGCUAAUGUUUCUUUGGAAUUGGAUAAAUUGCAAAACUUAAAACAUUCUGAUUGGAUCAAUGGAAGAGUUAGUGGGGCAGUGUAUCACGGAGGCGAGAAUCUAUUGUCAUUACAAGUUGAAGCUUACAAGAAAUAUUCAGUGGCCAAUCAAUUACACCCUGAUGUUUUCCCAGGUGUGCGUAAAAUGGAGGCUGAAGUAGUUCAUAUGGUUUUGGAUAUCUUCAAUGCUCCGAGUGAUGGGUGUGGAUCGACAACUUCCGGUGGCACAGAGUCAUUGUUGUUAGCUGGGUUGUCGGCAAGAGAAUAUGGGAAGAAAUAUCGUGGAAUAACUGAACCGGAAGUCAUUGCCCCCGUGACUAUACAUGCGGGAAUUGAAAAAGCCUGUUUUUAUUUUGGAAUGAAAUUACACAAAGUAGAAUUGGACCCGGUUACAUUUCAAGUUGACGUCAAAAAAGUAGAAAGAUUAAUCAAUAGUAACACAGUAUUAAUAUGUGGAUCAGCGCCAAAUUACCCUCAUGGGAUAAUUGAUGACAUAGAGUCAUUGUCCAAGGUGGCAGUUAAAUAUCACAUUCCGUUGCAUGUUGAUGCAUGUUUAGGAUCAUUCAUUGUCUCGUUUUUAGAAAAAUCAAAAGUACAUGGGGAUAGGAAAUUGCCUGUAUUUGAUUUUCGAUUACCAGGUGUCACAUCGAUUUCAUGUGAUACUCACAAAUAUGGGUUUGCUCCCAAGGGGUCUUCGAUAAUCAUGUACCGUUCGCCUAAAUUACGUGAAUGUCAAUAUUAUAUUGCGAGUGAUUGGACGGGUGGAAUGUAUGGAUCCCCAACUUUGGCUGGCUCUAGACCAGGGGCUUUAGUAGUUGGAUGUUGGGCUACUUUAAUCAAUAUUGGGAAACAAGGAUAUACAAAGUUUUGUUACGAUAUUGUUCUGGCAGCAAUGAAAGUUAAACGGGCAAUUGAAAAUGACCCAAUACUAUCCAAGCAUUUACAAAUCAUUGGGGAUCCAAUUGGGUCAGUGAUUUCAUUUCAACUUGCACCUCAACAAUUGGGAAAUUUAAGUAUUUACGAAAUUAGUGAUUUGUUAACUAAAAAAGGAUGGCAUUUUGCGACUUUACAAAACCCAUCAGCAUUACAUUUUGCAUUUACAAGAUUAACUGUACCCGUGGUGGAUGAAUUAAUCGCAGAUUUGGUCGACGCUACAAAAGAAGCUGCAGCAAUUGCCGAGGAACACAAGAAGAAUGGGGUGACCAAACCUCCAGGUGAUACUGCAGCAUUAUAUGGUAUAGCUGGCAGUGUACAUACAGCUGGGUUGGCUGAUAGAUUAAUUGUUGCAUUUUUAGAUACCUUAUACAAGAUUUGA
Molecule: messenger RNA, 1770 nt
Organism: Candida dubliniensis CD36
Lineage: Eukaryota; Fungi; Ascomycota; Pichiomycetes; Serinales; Debaryomycetaceae
Product: sphinganine-1-phosphate aldolase
Exons: 1
Coding region: 1-1770 (589 amino acids)
Biological process (GO): carboxylic acid metabolic process; sphingolipid catabolic process
Cellular component (GO): endoplasmic reticulum
Molecular function (GO): sphinganine-1-phosphate aldolase activity; pyridoxal phosphate binding
Source: RefSeq, a predicted model, not a curated record